AUGAAUACAUACACUUGUGAUAUUUGCCCUAGAAUUCAAUUGCUUCUUGAAAAGAACAAAAAACAUGCAGAAGAUUGGACACCCACAUGGCAUGGUGAUGAUGAUUUGUCCAUCUUUAGUGUCACCAAUGGCAUAGAGACAUACUCAGUAGAUCUGAAACAACAGACAUAUGCUUGCAGAAAAUGGGAUUUGACUGGUAUUCCAUGUAGUCAUGCCAUAUCAUGUAUAUGGCAAAACAAGAAAAAACCUGAAGAUUGUGUCUUUGAGUAUUACAGGAAGUCUUUUUUCAAUAACAGUUAUUCACAUAUAAUCUACUCUACAAAUGGGGCCCAACUAUGGCCUUUGUUAGAGGGUCAGGUACCCAUCGAACCACCAGUGCUCAGAAGGGCCAUUGGUCGACCCAAGAAGCUGAGGAACAAAGUGAAUGAUGAACCAAGAAAUCCACAUGUACUUCCUAGGAAGCUUACAACUCUGAGCUAUCAUAAAUGUGGUGCCAUGGGACACAACAAAAGGAGUUGCAAAGGAAAAAGGGCUGCUGAGAAAGUCAUUCUCAAAGGUGGUAACAAAAAGAAGGGCAAUGCAUCAAAGGAUAGAAAGAGACAGAAACUUUAA
Molecule: messenger RNA, 612 nt
Organism: Lathyrus sativus (Indian pea)
Lineage: Eukaryota; Viridiplantae; Streptophyta; Magnoliopsida; Fabales; Fabaceae
Source: the annotation of a GenBank genome assembly